Messenger RNA from Plasmodium vivax (malaria parasite P. vivax), 1583 nucleotides. RefSeq names its product protein phosphatase 2C, putative. Bases 375 to 1583 code for a protein of 402 amino acids. The transcript has 2 exons. NCBI's taxonomy places the organism in Eukaryota, Apicomplexa, Aconoidasida, Haemosporida, Plasmodiidae. The record is from RefSeq and is a predicted model, not a curated record.
GGAAAAGUAAAUUUUAAAUGCGAGAUGGGGGGAAAAGAAUAAAGCAAAGCAUGGCAAAUAGGGCAAACCAUAGCGGAAAAGCGAACCAUAGCGAAAAAGCGAACCAUAGCGAAAAAGCGAACCACAGCGAAAUAAGCAAACUAUAGCGAAAUAAGCAAACUAUAGCCAAAAAGAAAACCACUGGCAAUAAGCAAACCACUGCUAAAAAGCAAACCACUGCCAACAAGCAAACCACUGCCAACAAGCGAACCACCACCAACAAGCGAACCACCACCAACAAGCAAACCACCUCCAACAAGCAAACCACCUCCAGCAAGCAAACCACCUCCAGCAAGCAAACCCCAUGCGGAAAAAACCCGAGGCUUUUACCCCAAAUGAUCACCACAUUUUUCCCCCUGCUGGUCGUGCUCCUAAAUAAUAUGCUCACGUGCUAUCCAAAGCGACUCGCUCACUCCGUGUAUGCUGUAGCGCCUAUAAAUUCGAAGAGGAAAAUGAACUAUUUGCUGAAAAAAGAAGAUUGCUACUUUUACCGUCAGAACCUUAAUUUUUUUUCCAAAGAAUUCGAGAAAAAAUUAAAAAAGAAUAAGAAAACGAAAAAUGAACUGGGAAUGAAGGAUAGCAUUAUGGAUAAGCUAUCUUUCUUGCCAACCCAAGGUGGCCACAAAAGCUCCAAUUUCACAAACACGAAAUGUGACACACAGCUUAGCAAUAACUUCUCCAAGGAACUUAAUUUUGUAACCAAGUUGCCUUGCACCUUCUUAAAAAAUAAAGUCACCUUUAACUUUUUUAACAUGGCAAACAGUGUAUAUUUGAAAUAUAAAAUUAAAAAAAAUAUUCUUUUCUCCUUUAAUAAAAAGGCCUUCUGCUCAAGUGGAAAACAUUCCAUUUUGACAAAUUAUAAAAUUAUUAAACACCCAGAUAAGGUAGAAAGUGAAGAUUGCUGUUUGAAUGGGAAGGGAUUUAUGGCCAUUGCUGAUGGUGUAGGCUCAUGGAUCAGGCAUGGAGUAAAUCCGAGAAAAUAUCCCGAAAAAUUUUUACAACUUUUACAAAAAAAAAUGGAUGAAAAUGAAAAUAUGAAAAUUGAAGAUGUGCUCAACUAUGCCUAUCUAAAUAAUGACAUCGAAGGAUCAACCACCGUUUGUCUAAUUAUCUUUAAUAACAAUAGCACCAUCUCCACGGCUGUCAUUGGAGACUCCCAAUUUAUUCUCAUUCGAAAUGAUAAUAUCAUUUACCGCUCAAAACCGCAGCAGUAUGAGUUUAAUUUCCCCUACCAGUUGGGAAGUAAUGAAGUGAGCAAGCCAAAUGAUGCUGACAUUGCCCACAUAGAAGUAAAAAAAAAUGACAUCAUCGUUGCAGGGUCGGAUGGACUGUGGGAUAAUUUGUAUGAUAAUCAAAUAUUAAAUUUGGUCAAGCAGAAUAACUUUUCCUCCCUGUCGGAGAAAAUUGCCAAUGAGGCCUUUAACUACUCGAAAAUGAAGCGGUGGAUGUCUCCCUACAUAAACAACUACAACAAGGAGUUUAAGUGCCACAAAACGGGCGGCAAAAUGGAUGACAUCACUGUUUCCUGCGCGCUCAUAUGCUGA